Messenger RNA from Papaver somniferum (opium poppy), 1890 nucleotides. RefSeq lists its product as uncharacterized. The record is from RefSeq and is a predicted model, not a curated record. Lineage: Eukaryota; Viridiplantae; Streptophyta; Magnoliopsida; Ranunculales; Papaveraceae. The coding region runs from base 730 to 1653 and encodes 307 amino acids. The transcript has 3 exons.
CCCAAUUUUCUCCCCCCAAAUUUCUCAUCUCCAUCUCCAUCUCCAAAUCUCAAAAAUUAGGUUUACCAGAAUCAAGUUUCCCAUCUUGCCGUUCUCGUAAAUUUCAGGAGCAGAUCUGAUAUUUUUGUUGUGAAUCGGUGUUUGUAAUGGGCUGACUUGAGCGGCAGAAAAGCGGUGGUGGUAUUGCUGAAUCUCUCAAUUCCGAUCUAUUAGAUCGGGUGUUGAAAAAACAAAAUCAUCUUAUUCAAAUCUGAUUGAAAUCAUUAUGUCUUGCUGCGGCGGAGGGGGAUUGAUGGAAUUUGGAAGAAUCGGUAGUGAAACUAGAAUGACAAAGAUGAAUAAACCUUCUUUAGAUAAACCGCCUUCAAAUAAUUCAUGUUCUCAUCUUCUUAAACAUAAUCGUCGUGGUAAUCUUAGUUAACAUUCGGCCUCUUUUAAUCUCAGCUCUCAAAAUAGUAUUUCGUUUUCGUUUAUUAUUCGUUCGCUCUUUUGUCUUUCGGAUUCUCUGUGUUUGAAUUGCGUUUGUCGAGGAAUUCAAGCUUGAGAUCUAGCUAAAAGGAGGAGGAAUUACACGGUUUUCUUCUCUCUUUGGUUUUCUAUUGGAUUUAUUUUUCUUAGUUGUUUCGUUUAUUCGCCUGGGUGGAUCUUUGCUUCUGGUUAUUGAGGAUUAUUAAGUUAUAUUUGAGUUAUUUGCAGAUUUGUGUAGUGGAAGCUUUGUUUUUAUCAACUAUGGGAGAUUCUUCUCCUAGUGAGGACUCGGAUUCAGAAUAUGUAAAUAGCCUUCAUGACUUGGACCAAUUACAUGAAGAUUACAGUACGCAAUGCACUUUUACUGAAAAUAGUACUUUUGAAGACUACAUGUUAGGAGAUCUAAUACCUGGACUCUCUAAUGAACUGCAUUUGCAAGACACUGGUGAAGUAAUAUCAGAUACUGAUACAAGCUCGGAUGAUAUCAGUGAAGUAUGUGCCUUGACCAGGUCGGCAACAUUUCCAGGCUCCACAAAAGAGAUGCCCGAUGACGGAUCUCGUGAAGCUAGUGAAAAUCCACCUUACAAUCGCUCAAUGUCUUUGCCUGUUCCGUUAAAAUCAGCCUUGAAAGGUGGUCGCGAGAAAUAUGGAAUGCCUCAGAAGAAACUGACAGUGACUUGGGCUGAUGAUGUAUAUGACCCACCUGUUACGCUAGUGUCGCAUUCAGUGAAGGGUGGCCACAGCCAUCACCGAUCUUCUAGAUCUAGCAGGAAGAGCAGCAGCAGUAGCAGCAAUAGCAGCAAGCACAAACACAAGGGAGGAAAAUCUUCGUCACGAAGCAGCAGUAGCAGCGAUACCCACAAAAAGCAUCACCACCACCGUAAGCAUAGCGGCAGCCACUCUGAACCACGUGCAAGGCCAGUUGAAUGCAGAGAUAGGUUGACUCCUCUCUUGAAUGCUAUGAAUCAUAGCGGAGGCCACUCUGAAUCACGUGCAAGGCCCGUUGAAUGCAGAGAUAGGUUGACUCCUCUCUUGAAUGCUAUGAAUCGUCGAUCAACUGCUGAACUUGCAGACUUUUCUCUUAGUGCUCGCACUCGUUCUUUGCCGGAUAACACCAAGUGUGGGACAAGUUAUUUCAUGAAGUCUUUGACGGAAUUGCAUUUACCAGUUGCUGAGGCCACAUAAACAUUAUAUAUGAGUUAUGACAUGUAUAUGUUACUUUGAGUCUCCGUCUCAGUUUUCUUUCUCUCCUGCGGCUUUUAUCUGAUCAUGCACGUCUUUUUCUUAUGUUUGGGUCGGUGGCAAACUUACUCAUUUUAUUACGUACAUACUGUAACUGAAUACGUGAAAAUGGCUACUGAUUAUGGUUUUUAAUAAUGGUAAUAAACAAGUUUUGAAAUGUUGUAAUGUGAAAUUUGGUUA